Molecule: messenger RNA, 2976 nt
Organism: Rana temporaria (common frog)
Lineage: Eukaryota; Metazoa; Chordata; Amphibia; Anura; Ranidae
Gene: ADGRL4
Product: adhesion G protein-coupled receptor L4
Exons: 16
Coding region: 81-2297 (738 amino acids)
Biological process (GO): adenylate cyclase-activating G protein-coupled receptor signaling pathway; cell surface receptor signaling pathway
Cellular component (GO): membrane
Molecular function (GO): calcium ion binding; G protein-coupled receptor activity
Source: RefSeq, a predicted model, not a curated record
CCGUCUACGUCACAGGCCAGCGAUUCCCAAGCCUCUUGGAUCUACCACCUCAGUUGUGGAGUUCUGAUCGUCCACUUCAAAUGAAAAUAUUCUAUUUAUUAGUGUUUUUUUUCCUGUUGCUGCACCAUGGCCAGAUGUGUUCACUCCGGUGCCAUACAAAUGCGGAGUGUAAAAUGGAGAAAGGAAUUCGAGGAUGUUUCUGCAAUACAGGAUACACAGGAGAUGGUAUUAAAUUCUGUGAAGAUGACAACGAAUGCCAAAACGCCACCUACAUCUGUGGAGAUCAUGCCAACUGCACAAACACCAAUGGAAGCUAUUACUGCAUGUGUGCCCCUGGCUAUGUUUCAAGCGGCCUGGUGAGAUUUAUGACCAACGACGGGACGGAAUGUCGGGAUAUAGAUGAAUGCCUGGAAAACAAGUGUGGAGACCACGCGCGGUGUGAAAAUACUGCCGGAGGGUUCAACUGCUCGUGCCUUGAAGGUUAUCAGUCGUCCUCAGGAAGCCUAGACUUUCAGACAGACGACAGACUUACUACUUACUGUCAAGAGAACGUAAAGAUUAAAUGCCAUUUGGAUUCUAAUUGUGUAUCAGCAAACAUUAAUCAGACAAUUAUCAAGGUCAGCGCUAUCAAAGAGCCGAUUGCUUUCCUAGAAGAAAUUCAGAGGAGCACGACAAAAGAUAUUCUACCUGUGGACGUAAUUACCUACAUUGAAGUACUUGCAGCCUCCUCUCCACAACUAAGUACAUUAAAUAAGACAGCGUUGAACCCGGAAUCCUUGACAAAUGCCACCCUUACGACGUUUGUGAACACUGUGAACAACUUUGUUGAAAAGGAUAAAAUUACAGUUUGGAAAAAGCUGACAGACGAGAGUCGGAGAAAAAGCAUCACAAAACUCCUCCACACCACAGAACAAUUGGCUCUGGAUAUGUCACAGAAUUUCAAGAAAACAACCCAACUGGACGUUGAUGCCAGCGAUAUGGCUCUCAAACUGUUUACCUUUGACUCCAACCACAUGAAACACAUUCACCCGCACGCCUAUAUGGAGGGCGAUUACAUAAAGAUUUCUCCGAAGAAAAAGGAAACUUCAGCGCCUAAUGGCACAGUGAGCAUUGUGUUCCUGCGAUACGACAGCAUUGGCGCACUUCUUGCACCUCCAGAAAACCGUGCUCUGGCAGAAGAUAAUAAUUCACUGGAAUUUGGUGACCUGGUAAACUCGCCAAUUAUUGCAGCAGCAAUCAAUUCGAACCCUCCUACCUUCUACCAACUAGAAAAAGUCACAUUCACGCUGAGACAUUUAGAACUAUCCAUGGAGCCUGAAACCUCAAAAUGUGCAUUUUGGAAAUACCGCGUGGAAACUCUUCAGGGGGAAUGGUCUACUGAAGGUUGUGAAGUAGACUACGCCAAUGUUAGCCACACAUCAUGCAAGUGUAACCAUCUUACUCAUUUUGCUAUACUGAUGACAUCAUCUAGUCAUAACCAAGUGUCCAUUCAUCACAGUGUCCUGACCAGGAUCACUCAGCUGGGGAUCAUCAUCUCCCUGAUCUGUCUCUCCAUGUGUAUCUUCACAUUCUUCUUCUUUAGUGAAAUCCAGAGCACCAGGACAACCAUUCAUAAAAAUCUCUGCUGUGCUUUAUUCCUGGCGGAGCUGCUUUUCCUCGUCGGUAUCAAUAUGACCAAAAAUCAGCUUUUGUGUGCCGUCAUCGCUGGAAUGCUACAUUACUUCUUCCUUGCAGCGUUUGCCUGGAUGUGCAUUGAAGGAAUCCAUCUAUACCUCAUCGUCGUUGGUGUCAUCUAUAACCGUGGAUUUCUGCAUAAAAACUUCUACAUUUUCGGAUACUGCAGUCCGGCUGUGGUGGUUGGCAUCUCUGCUAUUCUGGGAUACAAGUACUAUGGCACGGAUAAAGUAUGUUGGCUGAGCACGGAGAACAAUUUUAUAUGGAGUUUUAUUGGACCGGCCUGUCUCAUCAUUCUUGUUAAUUUGAUGGCGUUCGGUGUGAUUAUCUACAAAGUUUUUCGGCACACUGCAAUGUUAAAACCAGAAGGUAGUUGCUAUGAAAACAUAAGGUCCUGUGCUCGGGGUGCCCUUGCCCUUCUGUUCCUCCUCGGUGCCACCUGGAUGUUUGGUGUCCUCCAUGUUGUAAAUGGCUCAUUGGUUACAGCUUACCUCUUCACCAUCGCCAAUGCCUUCCAGGGAAUGUUUAUCUUCAUCUUCCUAUGUGUGUUAUCAAAGAAGAUACAGGAAGAAUACCGCAGGCUAUUCAAGAAUGUGCCGUGUUGUCUUAUCUUUCUGAGAUAAACAGAAGGUAGAAUUUUAAUUUACAGCAAAAGUUUGUGACCGCGAAGUAAAGCAAUACCCCACAUCGCGAAGUAGAGGCGCCAUUCAAUUGCACAAUGACCAUAUCGGUAUUUUGGAUACUCAAGGUUACAGCAUGUGUCUUUUUAUUGAAUGCCCUAGACCAAUUUUUCCAAUAUUGACCCAGCAUCAAAGUUACAGUCUAAUAAAGUGUCUAAAAUAUGAGUGGUCUGUUUUCCCCUAGAGCAACCAGUUAUUGAUCAGCUGAACCUUGUGAUACUAUGUCUAGAGAAGGUUUGUAUCUUAUUGCUCAUACCAACCAGUCAGUUCCUAUCUUCCACAUUCAAGAGCAAAGCAAAGCUGGUUACUAUAAACAACAAGAGCAGUUCCUUCUUUUAGAAAUCUUAUUGUAUGUGGUUUAUUAACCUUGUGUUGACACCUCGUUGGUAAAAUGUGCCUUGUUGUCAAUAUUUUUUAAUAGGGAAAAACUCAUGAAGCCAACAUUUUGCCCCAGAAGUACUGAAAAACUUAUUUGGACCUCAGUCAUCAAAGUGUGUGAAAGAGAUUGAGUUUCUGUUGAUAGUAACCAAACAGAUCAUCAGUUGCCUUCUUGUAAAGCCUCGUACACACGACCGAGAAACUCGACGGGCGAAACACAUCGUUUUGCUCGUUGAGUUCCUUG